UUUUGCUCUUAUUCUCAAUGGGUAACCUAACCCCGGUAAGCUCGUGGGAAGGUUAUCUAACGUGGAAUUACGAGAGCCAAGGAAUUUUACUACGUAUAUCCUUGAGCCUUCCCCCGCAACCCGGAAUCACAUUCGUGGCCUUACUUCUCUUGGCAUGGAACCUCUCGUGUCUAGAGUUUUUAGGAACCACCACCUCCAGGGCCCAGCAGUCCAUUGGGUUUUUUUUUUUACUUCAUCUUUGAUCGUCCAGAAGGUUGCCCCUGUACUGGCGUUCCAAGUUCAGUCAGUAAACUUACUGCUCCUUAGUCCGCUCAGUCCUGUGGGGACAGUCCCUUUCAUAAAGGAAUUGUUGGUCGAGGCGGAGAUAACUAAACCCAUCAGAGUUUAAUAAAAGCUUUGCGCGGCCUACGGAUGCGAGAGGUGCU
Molecule: messenger RNA, 425 nt
Organism: Aspergillus pseudotamarii
Lineage: Eukaryota; Fungi; Ascomycota; Eurotiomycetes; Eurotiales; Aspergillaceae
Exons: 1
Coding region: 155-388 (77 amino acids)
Source: RefSeq, a predicted model, not a curated record